Molecule: messenger RNA, 3536 nt
Organism: Cyclopterus lumpus (lumpfish)
Lineage: Eukaryota; Metazoa; Chordata; Actinopteri; Perciformes; Cyclopteridae
Gene: nlgn4xa
Product: neuroligin 4 X-linked a
Exons: 6
Coding region: 574-3048 (824 amino acids)
Biological process (GO): modulation of chemical synaptic transmission; presynaptic membrane assembly; synaptic vesicle endocytosis
Cellular component (GO): postsynaptic specialization membrane; synapse; cell surface
Molecular function (GO): signaling receptor activity; neurexin family protein binding
Source: RefSeq, a predicted model, not a curated record
GUCCUCGCGACACACUCGCUCUAUGAGAGCAAUUAGAUUCAGCCUCGUUCCCAGAGCCUCCGCAGUGACUCACUGGAGCAUCUUCUGCGCUGAUAAAGCCGCAUCUCUUUUCUCCGGCCGCCACGCGCACACAGGACGUAUCGCCGGAACUGCGCUUCUUACUUUGGAUUUGUCAAAGCAGGAGGCUGGAGGUGGACUUAAUUGUGUGUGUGUUUUUUUUCUUCCCCCUUUAUGUGGCGUGUGUUUUGCCGAAAGUCGGGACUUGCAUAAAAAAAAAAAAAAAGAAGAGUGACACGGCUGAGGAUAUCCCAUCAAGCUGGAGCCCAGGUAACCACAGGGCAUCCUCGGCUCUCUCCUGUUCUGGACAGGGGGGCUUAACAGCAGGUGCCAAUCUCCAUGCAGGCUCUCAGGAUGGGGAGUUCUGAGGAAGCUGCUUUGUUGGGCUGGAGCUCCUUCAUCCAGCUCGCAGCCUGAGGAGCAGUAGGAAGCAUCCCGGUGGAGGGGCGGGGUUGGCCAGCGAGGACCCGAGGGUGGACCAUAACCACGACCUGCCAGGCUCAGCACAACAGUAGCAUGUCCGCGCCUGGAGGCCCUUCAUGGAUGUGUCGCUCCACAGCAAAGGCCAACCUUCUGCUGUGGAUGGCACUGGCGUCCAUCUGCAUGGCCGCCGUUCAGACCCAGCAGCACCCAGUGGUCACCACCAAUUAUGGAAAAUUGCGUGGAGUGAAGGUUACAUUACCAAAUGAGAUCCUGGGACCAGUGGAACAAUAUUUGGGGAUCCCGUAUGCACUAGCCCCAACGGGGGAGCGGAGGUUUCAGCCGCCGGAGCCACCCAUGUCUUGGCCGGGAAUCAGGAAUGCUACUCAGUUUGCUCCGGUUUGUCCUCAGUUCCUAGAGGACCGCUUUUUGCUCAAUGAUAUGCUCCCUGUGUGGUUCACCGCCAACUUGGAUACGGUGGUAACCUAUGUGCAGGAGCAGAGCGAAGACUGCCUUCACCUCAACAUCUACGUCCCCACAGAGGACGACAUCCACGAUGAGAAUGGGUUGAAGCCAGUCAUGGUGUACAUCCACGGAGGCUCCUACAUGGAGGGAACUGGCAACAUGAUCGACGGCAGCAUCCUGGCCAGCUACGGGAAUGUCAUCGUCAUCACAAUCAACUACCGGCUCGGUGUUCUGGGGUUUCUCAGCACAGGAGACCAGGCAGCCAAGGGCAACUACGGCCUGCUGGAUCAAAUUCAGGCUCUCAGGUGGAUCAAAGAGAACAUCCAGUCCUUCAAAGGAGAUCCAAAGAGAGUGACCAUUUUUGGCUCUGGUGCCGGAGCGUCGUGCGUCAGCCUGCUCACCCUCUCGCAUUACUCAGAAGAUCUGUUCCAGAAAGCUAUCAUCCAGAGUGGCACAGCACUGUCCAGCUGGGCAGUCAACUACCAGCCUGCCAAGUACACGCGAGCCCUGGCUGAGAAGGUGGGCUGCAACAUGCUGGACACCAUCGACCUGGUGGAGUGCCUGCAGAACAAGAACUACAAGGAGCUGAUCGAGCAGUACAUCACGCCUGCAAAAUACCACAUCGCCUUCGGGCCUGUGAUCGACGGCGACGUCAUCCCAGAUGAUCCCCAGAUCCUAAUGGAACAAGGGGAGUUCCUCAACUACGACAUCAUGCUGGGGGUCAAUCAGGGCGAGGGGUUUAAGUUCGUGGACGGCAUCGUGGACAGCGAGGACGGGGUGUCUGCCAAUGAUUUUGACUUUGCCGUGUCGGACUUCGUGGACCAUCUCUACGGCUACCCGGAGGGCAAGGACACCCUGCGCGAGACCAUCAAAUUCAUGUACACGGACUGGGCGGACAAGGAGAACCCAGAGACCCGGCGCAAGACCCUGGUGGCUCUGUUCACCGACCACCAGUGGGUGGCCCCGGCAGUGGCCACAGCGGACCUCCACGCCCAGUACGGCUCACCCACCUACUUCUAUGCUUUCUACCACCACUGUCAGAGCGACAUGAAGCCCAGCUGGGCCGACUCGGCUCAUGGUGACGAAGUUCCGUACGUCUUUGGGAUCCCCAUGAUCGGCCCCACGGAUCUCUUCAACUGCAACUUCUCCAAGAACGAUGUGAUGCUGAGCGCUGUCGUCAUGACCUACUGGACUAACUUCGCUAAAACAGGGGAUCCAAAUCAACCGGUUCCACAGGACACAAAGUUCAUUCACACAAAGCCCAACCGCUUUGAGGAGGUCGCGUGGACCAAGUACAACCCCAAAGACCAGCUCUACCUUCACAUUGGCCUCAAACCUCGAGUCCGAGACCACUACCGGGCUACUAAGGUGGCUUUCUGGUUAGAACUAGUUCCGCAUCUCCACAACAUAAAUGAAUUUUUUCAAUACGUAUCCACCACCACCAAAAUACCUCCACAGGAUACCACCCCUUACCCUUACACCAAACGGUUCCCUGGCAAAAACAACUGGCCAUCCACCACCCGCCACCCAGGGGUCCCACCCGCCAAUACCAAACAGACCACUGACCAGCGCAAGAGUGGCGACCUGACGGAUGAGUCGACUGUGGUGAUCGAGACCAAGAGGGACUACUCCACCGAGCUAAGCGUCACCAUCGCAGUUGGAGCCUCCCUGCUCUUUCUGAACAUCCUCGCCUUCGCUGCACUGUACUACAAGAAAGACAAGCGGCGGCACGAGUCCAACCGGCGAGUGCCCACCCCACAGCGCAACUCCGCACCAACCAACACGCCCUCCACCGCCAACGACGUGGCCCACCUGCAGAGCGAGGAGCUGAUGUCUCUGCAGAUGAAGCAGCAGCAGCUGGAGCACGAGCAUCACCACGAGUGCGAGUCGCUGCAGACUCACGACACGCUGCGCCUCACCUGCCCGCCCGACUAUACCCUCACGCUGCGCCGCUCGCCCGACGACAUACCCCUAAUGACGCCCAGCACCAUCACCAUGAUCCCCAACUCGCUGGCUGGCAUGCAGCCUCUGCACAACUUCAAUACUUUCGGUGGAAGCCAGAACAGUACCAACUUACCCCAUGGCCACUCCACCACGCGGGUAUAGCUCCACUGGGAUGGUAUGGCGCUUGAUUCCUUCUGGAUCAGCCACUAACCUCGCAAGGCAAAUAUGAGUGGCUAAGUGUGUGAAGCACAGACUUAGAAGAUGUUAUUUUGGUACCAUGUCUUCUGGAAAAGCAUAUACAGCAUAAAUUGAUCCUCAAAAUAUUGAAAGUGAAUAUUACUAUAGUAAUAACUCUACUUGGCGCUAAGCUUCAUGAAUGGUUUUUGAGGAGUUUGACCAAAAGAAAAAGGCAACCAGGGGAAGACUAUUAUUAUUCUUACAAUAUAAAAUGAACAGUUUCAGUGUGACAGGAAGCUUUUGCAGAGGCUUGUGUGCCAUAAAUACACAACAGGAAGACAGUGGUAACCCUUGUUGAAAAGCAACAAUUAAACGUCUGAAAUCAUCUUUUCAUGAUCCUUCAUGCAUCAGACACCAGACUUGGGCACAGAAUUCUACACCCCAGCCUGAAAUGUAUUUAUGAAAACUUUGUU